Phialemonium atrogriseum is the source of this 1536-nucleotide messenger RNA. RefSeq names its product NLI interacting factor-like phosphatase. Bases 1 to 1536 code for a protein of 511 amino acids. Gene Ontology annotation, cellular component: TIM23 mitochondrial import inner membrane translocase complex. The transcript has 2 exons. Gene Ontology annotation, biological process: protein import into mitochondrial matrix. NCBI's taxonomy places the organism in Eukaryota, Fungi, Ascomycota, Sordariomycetes, Cephalothecales, Cephalothecaceae. The record is from RefSeq and is a predicted model, not a curated record.
AUGGCUAGUGACGACAAGUCACGAUCAUCCCGUUUUGCAAGACCACAGAAUCCCACUCCCGAGAAGGCAUCAUCACAUCCCUCGGCUGCGCCAUCGUCUCCACAACAAGCUCCUGAGACUGGCACGGCCACGACGAAAGCUGGAGAUAACGCUACCCCUGCCGAGACGCCUGAUGAUUCACCCGAGCAGCAACCAGACCUAUCCAAGCUCCCAGAUCUCACCCAGGGUAUCCCCUCAACACUGGAAUACGAGACCACCGGCGCGAGCAACCGAUCCGCCUUGGCUGAGCUCGAGGGGGAGGAAGCAUCGACAUCGGGUGCCGGUGGCAGAGGGAAGGGGGAGUUGCCUGCUUCGGCAUACAUCUCUUCAUCUGAGCGGAGGCGCCAAAGGCUCGCAAACUACAUGUUUGCCACCAUAGGGCUGUCUAUUGUCGGUGGCACGGUUUACCUCGGGAGGGACUGGGACGAGGAUGAUCUGAAGAGACAUCCCAACUCGCCCAAUGGCUGGGGGCUGGGCCUCUGGUGGAACCGAGUCUCGACCCGACUCGGCGAGACUAUGAGCUACUAUCAGGAACCUGCCUUUGAGAAGCUGCUCCCCGAUCCCGACCCUAGCUUCGAGAGACCGUACACGCUGUGUAUCAGUUUAGAGGAUAUGCUUGUGCACAACGAAUGGUCUCGCGAGCACGGCUGGCGUGUGGCGAAGCGACCCGGUGUCGACUACUUCCUGCGCUACCUCAGUCAGUAUUACGAGCUGGUCCUCUUUACGACAGUUCCUUUUGCCAUCGGAGAGCCGCUGGUGCGCAAGCUCGAUCCCUUCCGCUUCAUCAUGUGGCCACUCUAUCGUGAGGCCACCAAGUACAAGGACGGCGAGAUCAUCAAGGAUCUCUCCUACCUGAACCGUGACCUCUCCAAGGUCAUCAUUAUUGACAGCAACGCGAAGCACGUUCGCGACCACCCCGAGAACGCCAUCGUACUACCCCCGUGGAAGGGCGAAUCCCAGGAUAAGGAACUCGUAGGCCUUAUUCCCUUCCUCGAGUACAUCUACACGAUGCAGUACGGCGACGUACGCAAGGUCAUCAAGUCCUUCGACGGCAAGCACAUCCCCACCGAGUUCGCCCGCAGGGAAGCCAUCGCGCGGGCCGAGUUCAACAAGCAGCUCGAGGCACAGCGGGGCAAGGGUCCGGCCAAGGGCACCGGCGGCGGCCUUGGCAUGCUUGGCAGCCUGCUCGGGUUGAAGCCCAGCAACAUGAGCCUGAUGGUGGCUCCCGAGGGCGAGGAGAACCCCACCGAGGCCUUUGCCAAGGGCAAGAUGCUGCAGGACCUCGCGCGGGAACGGGGCCAGCGAAACUACGAGCUUCUGGAGAAGGAGAUCCGCGAGAACGGGGAGAAGUGGCUGAAGGAGGAGGCCGAGAUGCAGGAGAAGGCGCAGAAGGAGGCCAUGAAGAGCAUGCAGUCCUCUUUCACCGGCUGGUUCGGCCUGCGGCAACCAGAGAAGGGCGACGAAGCCAACCCGCCGCCAGCCGAGAAGAAGGACUGA